AUGCAAAAUAGUAGCCCUGUUGAUACUCCUAUCAGUAAAAGCCAUGCCUUGGGUAGUCAAAUAUGUCCUAAGACUCCUAAAGAGAAAGAAAAAAUGAGUCGAGUUCCUUAUAGGAGUGCAGUUGGAGGUCUAAUGUAUGCUAUGAUGUGUACUAGACUUGAUAGCUAUCAAGCAGUUGGCUUGGUAAGUAGAUAUCAAACCAACCCAGGUUUAGCACAUUGGCAAGCAGUAAAGAGAAUCAUGAGAUAUCUGAAGGGAAUUGCUGAUUAUGCACUUUGUUACCAAGGCAACAAAGAUCUGCGAUUAGUUGGAUACAAUGAUGCUGAUCAUGGAGGAGAUCUAGACGAGAGGAAGUCUACCUCAGGAUAUGUUUUCUUACUCAGUGAUGGCGCUAUAUCAUGGAGUAGUGAGAAACAAUCAUGUAUAUCACUAUCUACUAUGGAAGCAGAAUAUGUGGCUCAUGCAUCAACAGCACAAGAAGCUGUUUGGUUGAAAAGGUUUUUGGAACACUUGUUGGAUAUCGCAGAAGCUGCUGAACCAGCGUGCAAGGUAGUGAACGUGAAGUAUGUGUCUACAAAAGAUAUGUUAGCAGAUCCAUUGACCAAGCUUGUGUCUAAAGAUGCAUUUGUGAGACAUACCAGGUUUGCACUCGACAAGAGGCUAUAUACUCCUAAAAGAUAUAUAGCAGUUAGCUCUCACAGUACAGAGCCAACAAAGUUAUUUCGAGCUAAUCCCAGCUUCUGUAUUUCUCAAGAUUACCUAGAUCCUCUGUUCCAAUAA
Lycium ferocissimum is the source of this 780-nucleotide messenger RNA. Its product is annotated as secreted RxLR effector protein 161-like. Lineage: Eukaryota; Viridiplantae; Streptophyta; Magnoliopsida; Solanales; Solanaceae. The coding region runs from base 1 to 780 and encodes 259 amino acids. The record is from RefSeq and is a predicted model, not a curated record. The transcript has 5 exons.